AUGCAAGAUAUUACAAGUGACGACAAUGUUGCUAGUCGGAGUAGGGUUAAUUGUUUACCGUGUAGAGUAUCCGGAUCCAUUUCUUUUCUACUGAUUGCUGCUUACUUUUACUACGGUUGUAAACGUGUGAAGCCAGUGUAUUAUGUUGGCAUACCAAGUAAAUUAAUAGUGUUUACUGUAUAUUGAUUUGUUAACAUGUUAAUAAUAAUAAGCAGGUACUACUUAUUACUGUUAACAUGUUAACAAUAAUAAGCAGGUACUACUUAUUACUUACAACUGUUAUUGCAGUCUGCAGUAUACAAACGCCAACUGUUUUGAUUUUUUUUUUUUAUAUUAAUGUCUGCAUAGUUUGUGAUAACUAACAGACAUUAAUAGUAUAUUUUAUUUACAGGUAUGUUAGUUUUAGCUGUGUCCAGAGCAUUCGAUUUACCGCCGUUCAAUGAAUAA
Cinara cedri is the source of this 447-nucleotide messenger RNA. NCBI's taxonomy places the organism in Eukaryota, Metazoa, Arthropoda, Insecta, Hemiptera, Aphididae. The record is from the annotation of a GenBank genome assembly.